This is a messenger RNA of Maylandia zebra (zebra mbuna), 946 nucleotides long. NCBI's taxonomy places the organism in Eukaryota, Metazoa, Chordata, Actinopteri, Cichliformes, Cichlidae. The record is from RefSeq and is a predicted model, not a curated record.
UGGACAGAAGAAAGUUCUAUUACGUGGGAUUUUUAAGUGUGCGUGACCAUCUUUUUGACGUAGACCAGGCGAACACCACCAGAAAAUGACAAGCCACCUAAAAGUUCGGAGAGUGCUUCACAUAUUGCUCAUGGCAGUGUUAUUAAAUGGGCAACAUAAUAACAACAAUGAAUGUCAUGUUUCUUCGGGGGAUUUUAAACAGAAGACAUCAUUUGAGGACGAGGCUGGCAAAAACAUUACUCUUCCAUGUCUUCCAACUUUCAAGAUCAAUGAGGUUGAGGUUUCGUUAGAGUGGUUUAAAGGCAAUGAAAAAAUUGUCAUCAUUAAGUUAAAAACUGUAAAUUUUGUGCAUGAAAAAUACAAGGACAGAAUAAACCAGUCUGCCCUCCUUGAAGAACUGUGGAAAGGAACAGCCUCACUAAACCUCCAUAAAGUAAAUCUAUCAGAUGCAGGAAACUACUGCUGCUGCAUUCACCAUAUGAAAUUAUCAUGCAUUGGCCUGACUCUUGGUGAGAGACAUGAUCAGACAAAUGCACCCAUGACCAAUCCAAUAAAUGGGACAAAUGGGCAUCCUGUUCAACCUUUUAUUUGGGUUAUUGUGGCUGGUCUCAUCAUCAUCAUCUUCAUCAUCUUCAUCAUUGUUGUAUGCUUUUGCUUCAAAGACCGGAUCAGGACCUCAACAGCUAUAGGCGAGAUCCUGGAGCGACUGGUCCUGGCUCAGCUUCGGCGCCUAAUAAGCUCAUCACUGGAACCACUUCAGUUUGUCUACCAACCUGGCAUUGGAGCAGAUGAUGCCGUCAUUCACCUCAUGCAUCAUUCCCUCUCCCACCCGGAGACCGCUGGGAGCACUGUGAGAAUGAUGUUCUUUGAUUUCUCCAGUGCCUUCAACACUGUUCUUCCCACGGUCCCUGAAGGACAAGCUGGAGAACUCAGGAGUGGACUAUAA